Molecule: messenger RNA, 585 nt
Organism: Dichomitus squalens LYAD-421 SS1
Lineage: Eukaryota; Fungi; Basidiomycota; Agaricomycetes; Polyporales; Polyporaceae
Exons: 4
Coding region: 1-585 (194 amino acids)
Source: RefSeq, a predicted model, not a curated record
AUGUUUCCAAACAACGACCUCCUGAACUCCUCGCAUCCCUCGCCCUCGAAUCCGCCCACCAUGCAGUCCCUCGCGCUCCCAGUGGAGGUCAUCGAGGGCAUCAUCGACCGCUGCUCUGAUCACACGAAGAUACUGCUUGCCUUCGCUCUCACCUGCCACGACCUCCAUCCUCGUAGCAUCCUCGUCCUAUUCACGGACGUCCGCCCUCGCAGCAGGAAAAAGCUCUUUGAUCUCUGUGACGUGCUCAAGGCGAAGCCCGAGCGUCAGCCUUUCAUACUUCCCUACGUAGACGAGGAGUUCACGAAAUCAUUGCUCGGGAUAGGUCCACCGGUGACUCCCGCUUCGCUUCCCACCCUCAACCGUCAUCAAACAUCGCCCACACUCCCUCAGUUAUCAGACGGGACCUAUGAGGUCUCGUUCACAUUGCAGAUAGAUGCUUCGACGGACGAGAUCAAACGCGCUGUGGAAAUCUUGGCAGGUCCGGUAGCAAUGAAGAUCAGCACCGUCACUGUGUUCCUCCGGCAUGAUGACCACUGGAGAAGAUCCUCAGUAAAUACCCCGCCCAUCGUGUGGUACUCGCAGUAA